This is a messenger RNA of Adineta steineri, 1311 nucleotides long. Lineage: Eukaryota; Metazoa; Rotifera; Eurotatoria; Adinetida; Adinetidae. The record is from the annotation of a GenBank genome assembly.
AUGUUUACAUCCAUUGUUAUUCUUCUCAUCUUAUUCGGUGUACAAUCGAUUGAUUGCGCAGCAAGUAAUUCUCUAUCGGAUUGCAAUACAGUGGCUGCUAAUUUUUAUUCAACUUGUGGUGGUGUUGCUGUAUCAAGUAUAACCUCGUCUACUGGUACAAAUGUUUCAUGUUCAUCUGGUUUCACUAGUUCAACAUGUCCUGGAACAAUGUAUGGUAGUACAUGCGUAUUUCAACAUAAACUCUGUGUAACCUGUUCUGGUAGUUCACCUGUUCGAAUUCGUGUUCAAUCAAAUGGAUUACCAAGAUUUUGUCCUAAUGUUCCAGCCACAGUAAGCGAAUUAAAUAUUGAUUUUACUGUCAAUUUUAAUUCUGAUGUUGAUGUCAAUUCACCAGUACAAACUGCUACAAGUUCAUCAGCAUUGAGUUCAAUCGUUUGUAAUAUUAACAGUCAACAAACAGUACCAUCAGCCUACAAUUAUGUCGUCAGUGGUAGUACACAACUUAUGGCUGUUAUAGCUGGUAUCAGCUGUGAUGGUGUUAGUAUUCUCAACGUCAACAGUGCCAAUAAUGUUGAUCCAUUUUUUCCAGCAGGAGGAUUUUCAGCUGAAACUGUUGAUUCUUGUAUGGGACAUCCAAAUCCAUCGUCAAACAGUUACCAUUAUCAUAUUGCAUCGGGUUGUGCAUUGACUCCACCAUCAGGAACUAUUGCAACAUGUAGCUCUACAAGUUCCUGUAACUCCAAUAUUGCUAGUUAUAGUAUAUCAACAUUUUCAUCAUAUCGUACUAAAACUGUUAUUGGAAUAGCUAAAGAUGGACAUAUUAUUUAUGGACCUUAUACAACUAGUGGAGUACAAGUAACUAGUGGUUUUGAUAUUUGUAACGGUAUGUUUCAUGAUUCAAUUGGUAAUUACGGAUAUUUUGCUACACAAACCUAUCCAUACAUAACAGGAUGUUUUGGUCCUGGAAAUUAUCCUACUGCUACUGUUAACUGUUCAACUAAUGCACCAUCAUCUUAUUCAAAAUCUAUCUAUGCUCUCAAUUUCACAACAUCAGCAAACACGACAACCACAACCACGACAAACACAACCACAAUAAUAACAACUACAGUUGCUUCAGGAAAUACAACAACUCGAGCAUCAAACACUACAACAACUCAUGUAUCAAACACUACAACAACUCAAGCAUCAAACACUACAACAACUCGAGCAUCAAGUAAUGCACGAUCAAAUAGCAGAAAGUUAUCGUUGGAUUUCAUGAUGUGCGUUUUCAUGAUUGCAAUGAUGUUAUUUUGCAAGAGAAUGAUUUUUUAA